This is a messenger RNA of Fusarium sp. VM40, 1800 nucleotides long. The record is from the annotation of a GenBank genome assembly. Lineage: Eukaryota; Fungi; Ascomycota; Sordariomycetes; Hypocreales; Nectriaceae.
AUGUCGCUCAAGAUCAAUGGUUUCAACGUUGAAGUGGCCCCAGCUAUCACGCCCGGGGCCAAGGAGAGUGGUCCCUACGAUCCUCUGAACCCUUCAGUCACGGAACUGCCAAAGGGCCACAAACGUGCUCCUGCAAGCAGGGCUUUCGAGGCUGAUACCCUUUUCGAGAAGGAUAUCGCCAUUCCCCUGCGUGAUGGCCUGAAGCUAUACGUAGAUGUGUUUCGUCCCAAAACCGACAGCAAGGUUCCAGCGAUCCUGAUCUGGAGCCCCUACGGCAAGACCGGAAAUGGUCCUCACGGACUUGGGAUGAUUCCUGGUAGAUUCGGGGUUCCCGAGAGCCAAGUUAGCGGUUACGAGAAAUUUGAAGGUCUUGACCCUGCGGUUUGGACCGCCAGGGGCUACGCUAUCGUCAACGCUGAUUUACGAGGGUCUUGGGACUCUGAAGGAAUCGUCCCCUGGGUUGGCAAGCAAGACGGCCAAGACGGUUACGAUGCCAUUGAGCAUAUUGCGAAACUUCCCUGGUGCACAGGUAAGGUAGCGAUGGGAGGAAACAGUUGGCUCGCCAUGGUUCAAUGGCAGAUUGCAUCCCAGAAUCCUCCGUCCCUGGUUGCUAUUGCGCCCUGGGAGGGUAACGCGGAUUUCUACCGCGAUACCCUUGCCCGCGGUGGAGUGCCAUAUCCUUAUGACGCCAUGUGGAAAGUGCUCCAAGAUUCCAUGGUCGGACGACAAGGCGCUGAGGCUUCCAUCAGCAUGUUGAAACAGUAUCCCCUGUACAAUGAAUAUUGGGACGACAAGAACGUCAAGCUUGACAAGAUCAAAGUUCCCGCCUACGUUCUUGCUAGUUUCUCGUCUGCACUUCAUACCACUGGUUCCGUGCGAGGCUAUCACGAUAUCUCUUCCAAAGACAAGUGGCUUCGUAUCCACGCCAGACAAGAGUGGUCUGACUUGUACCACCCGGAUAACGUGGAUGAUUUGACCAAAUUCUAUGACUACUUCGUCAAGGGCAUUAAGAACGACUGGAAGAACACAGAGAGAGUGAGAGGCUCUCUCGUUGGUUUCAACCAGCCAAAUCUCGUCAACAUCCCCCUCGAGUCUUACCCCAUCCCAAACACCAAAAACACUAAGCUUUACCUAGGUUCUGGCGAGAAACUUGUAUCAUCCCCCCAGAAAGAAGCAGAAGCUCUGUCGUAUGACGCUGCAUACAUUCCAAAGCAUCCGCUCCAGGGCGGCGAGGAGCUACUUUUCAGAUACAAGAUUCCCAAGAAAACAUGGCUUGUCGGCUACUCAUGGCUUAACAUUAGCAUCUCUAAUGACAGCGAUGACGAUAUUGAUGUUUUCGCCCAAGUCGGUAAGCAAGACGCUUCUGGCGAGCAGCUGGUCAACAUGAACGUUCCUCUGAAGGAGCUCAUCCCUCCUGUUGGCCAUCACACAGAGGCUGCCGACACAUGCUUCCUCAAGUACUUGGGACCUACUGGAUCUCUGAGAGGAAGCCACGCCAUCACAAAGGUUGAUCCCAAGCCUGGGAAAUUCACUGGCGAGUGGCCUGAGUACACCAACACUGCCCGCAAGGCCAUUCCUGCUGGUACUGUGACGAAGCUAGAGGUGCCAAUCUGGCCGACAGGAAUCGUCUUUGAGGAGGGCGAGUACCUGACAUUGAAGGUGUCUGGCCAUUACAUGAGCUUUAUGGAGUUUGACUUCUUGCAAGGAGCUUCCCACGCCAACAAGGGCCGUCAUACUGUUCAUAUCGGAGAUGUCUCGGAUAGCUACCUGGUCGUCCCUCUCUUAGAUCCCCUCGUCUAG